GUCAGUCUAUCUCUAUAUUUAUGUCUAUGGUCGAGAAUUGAGAUUGAUGUUUUGUAAUUUAACCUAUACCAAAGUGUACCAGCUCAGAGGAAGGUUUCUCUUUGUCUGUAUACAUUAUUGCUUAUACAUUUUAUCGUAAACAAAUAAUUAAAUAAAAGCGGCAAUUUUUAAUAUUAACAAAUAUGCCUCGAUUACCUUUACAUCCUUCAUCUGGAACAGGUAUUAUUUCACCAUUCGGCAAGGCGAUACGACUUGUUCGUUAUGGUUGUACUAAUAGACCGUUCUAUCAUAUCGUUGUAAUUGAUACGAAAAAGAAACAAAAAGGAUCACCGAUAGAACAAGUUGGUGUCUAUGAUCCUAUGCUAAAUGUGCACAAUGAAAAGUUGGUAUCUUUCAAUUUUGAGAGAAUACAACAUUGGAUCACCAAAGGAGCACAAAUUUCUACACCCGUUGCAGAUUUAUUAGGACUAGCUGGAUUUUUACCUGUUCAUCCAAGAUCAUAUAUGAGAGCAUGGAGAAAUCGCAAAAGUGUAGAAGAAAGUGUUGCUAAAGAAAGUACAUGUCAAAAAUAAGCAGUUGUAUCGGAUAGGUAAGACACAAUUGUUAUGUAACAAACAUUUAUUUUGUACAAAUGUCAUAUUUAUUAAUAAAAUUUUCAUUAAAUGUUUAUUUAGAAAAUA
Messenger RNA from Wasmannia auropunctata (little fire ant), 680 nucleotides. It is a transcript of the gene mRpS16, whose product is annotated as probable 28S ribosomal protein S16, mitochondrial. The record is from RefSeq and is a predicted model, not a curated record. The transcript has 2 exons. Gene Ontology annotation, molecular function: structural constituent of ribosome. NCBI's taxonomy places the organism in Eukaryota, Metazoa, Arthropoda, Insecta, Hymenoptera, Formicidae. Gene Ontology annotation, cellular component: mitochondrial small ribosomal subunit; ribosome. Bases 183 to 572 code for a protein of 129 amino acids. Gene Ontology annotation, biological process: mitochondrial translation.